AUGUCCGCCGUGAAACCUACUGUGAAGUUCCAAGGAACCGGGUUGACCACGGACGUCCCAAUCUUCCACAAGAAAGAAAAGGUUGUGUUCGUGAUGGGCACCACAGGCAGCGGCAAGUCCCGUCUCGCCAUUGACCUCGCCACCCGCUUCCCGGCCGAGAUAAUCAACUCCGACAAGAUCCAACUCUACAAAGGCCUCGACAUUGUCACCAACAAGGUCACUGAAGAAGAACGUCGCGGCGUCUUUCACCAUCUGCUCGGCGUACUCGACCCAAGUGCCACCUUUUCCAUUGCCGACUUCCAAGAUUUUGUCCCGCCUACUGUUGACUCUACCACCAAAAGUGAUCGCCUCCCGAUCAUCGCCGGCGACUCCAACUCCUACAUCAAAGCAUUGGUGAAUGAAUGUCCGGAUUUCCGUUUAAGAUGUGAGUGUUGCUUCUUGUGGGUUGACGUGUCGAUGCCGGUGGUUCAUUCAUUUCUGUCAAAACGAGUUGACAAGAUGGUUGACGAAGUUCGAACAGUAUUUGAUCCGACUACGAGAGAUUACUCUUACGGAGUCCGGCGAGCAAUUGGCGUUCCAGAAUUGGAUCAGUACUUCAGAGAAGAAUCCCAAUUGAGCAAGAUGGGUCGGAUGAGAUUGCUCGAGAAAUCCAUUUCCGCCAUUAAAGACAACACUUGCAUUUUGGCCAACCAACAGUCGCAGAAAAUUAAAGGGCUUUACAAGCCAGGGAAUCUAGAGUUUCAUCGGAUUGAUGCGACACAGGUGUUUCUCAAGGAAGGAGACGAAGCCAGUGAAGCUUGGGAGAACCUCGUGAUGAAACCUGCCGCCACUAUCAUUGACCAAUUUCUCUGA
Messenger RNA from Carica papaya (papaya), 852 nucleotides. The record is from RefSeq and is a predicted model, not a curated record. Lineage: Eukaryota; Viridiplantae; Streptophyta; Magnoliopsida; Brassicales; Caricaceae.